Molecule: messenger RNA, 1527 nt
Organism: Spinacia oleracea (spinach)
Lineage: Eukaryota; Viridiplantae; Streptophyta; Magnoliopsida; Caryophyllales; Amaranthaceae
Product: E3 ubiquitin-protein ligase MIEL1
Exons: 12
Coding region: 373-1173 (266 amino acids)
Biological process (GO): protein ubiquitination; ubiquitin-dependent protein catabolic process
Cellular component (GO): nucleus
Molecular function (GO): ubiquitin protein ligase activity; zinc ion binding
Source: RefSeq, a predicted model, not a curated record
CUGUACAUCUCAGAUUCUUAUGGCGCCAUUCCUUUUUGCCUAUUUUAGCAACUUGCAACCUGCCACCCCGCCCAAAUCUUAUCCAAUCACUACCUCUCUCUCCUCAACUCAAUGAAAUAUAUUAAUAUAAUAGUAAUCAUUUCAAAUUAUUUUAACUGUUUUAUGUAUAUUGUCUGUAAAUCUCAUGAAUAUUUUAAUGGGGGAUGUCCAUUGGUUCUUGAUAUACACACCCCCUAUUCUAUUUUGGUUGAUUUGAGUUAAACCCAAAUCACAAAAACAUAAAACAUAAAACAAAAACCCAGCUUCAUCCCCUGAAUCAGGCGAAAAUUUUCCCUUCGUUUUUAUCGUUUUGCUUGAUAUUUAGCAGAUUUAAUGGAGGGAUUUUCAAAUGAACGCCUAGAUUUUGGGAGGAUGGGUUAUGGAUGUCAACAUUACAGAAGAAGGUGCUUGAUUCGAGCUCCUUGUUGCAAUGAGAUCUUCCCUUGUCGCCAUUGCCAUAAUGAUGCCACUAGUAUGCUGCGCAAGCUGAUGGACCGGCAUGAUGUUGAUCGAUAUGAUGUUAAGCAAGUUGUUUGUGCUGUAUGUGACACAGAACAACCAGUAGGACGCGUCUGCACAAAUUGCGGUGUCAACAUGGGGGAGUACUUCUGUGAGAUUUGCAAGUUCUAUGAUGAUGAUGUCGAUAAAAUGCAAUUUCACUGCGAUGAUUGCGGGAUUUGUAGGGUGGGCGGCCGUGAAAAUUUCUUCCACUGCAAGAAGUGUGGAUCUUGCUAUUCAGUGGAGUUACGUGAUAAUCAUAUGUGUAUUGAGAACUCCAUGCAUCAUCACUGCCCAAUAUGUUACGAGUAUCUGUUUGACUCUCUGAAGAACACGACUGUUUUGAUAUGUGGGCAUACAAUGCAUUCUGAUUGCUGUCAAGAGAUGCUGAAGCGAGAUAAGUAUUGCUGUCCUAUAUGCUCAAAAUCAGUUAUCGACAUGUCUAGAACCUGGAAGAGGUUAGAUGAGGAGAUUGAAGCAACCAGCAUGCCAGACGAUUACCGCAGCAAAAAGGUUUGGAUUCUAUGCAACGACUGCAAUGAUACAACAGAAGUUAACUUCCACAUAAUCGGGCAGAAAUGUAGGCAUUGCAGGUCUUAUAACACCCGUCAAAUUGCGGCUCCAGUCCUUCCUUAGUUAGGACUGUUGAUAAUACUCAUUUUCCCUUCCUUUCUUCUUCUUCUUCUUCUUCUUCUUCUUCUUCUUCUUCUUCUGUGCAAGAUUAUUGUGCAAGAUUUGCACCAUUCAUCAUCAUUUCGACAAAUAUCUAUCAUCAUUCAUCAUACUUUCAACUACGGACUACUUAUUUUGUAUAUCAACUUAAAACUAGCUAUACAUCAUACAUACAUGAUACAUGUACGGAUGUAAACAUCAUGCUAUUUCGACUUGUAUGUAUCAUCACUUUAUGUUUAGUGUUCACUACUUAGUACUUACCCAUCCUUCACAACUUCAUCACCUUUUGUGGAAGAUAAAUGCUUACCUUUUCGCUCA